CCUCCCCGUGCCGUGGCUCUGCGCCUGCGCAGUGCGCCCCGAACUGAGAGGUAGAGAAGGGGCUCGAGCCUCCGCACGGUGACAACAAGCAGCGGGGGAACAAAACCGGAAUAAAACAGCGAAUACCAGCAGGAUCCACCGUCAGCAAACACACCGGGGAGACACCGGACAUCCACCGGGAUUACACCGGGCAAACAGCGGGAGAGAAGGCGGCCCGAGAGCGGAGACAGGCGGGGGUCUGUGGCCCGGGAGCCCGGCUGUCUGUCCGCCUGCAGACGACAGUUUGGAUGUAACGGCCGGUGAGCGGACACCAACAUGUCCCCUCAGUGGCCCCGUGUCCCAGUGGCUCUGGUCCUGGUCCUGGUUCUGGUCCUGGUCCUGCCCGGCCCGGCAUGGACGGCCCGCUCCGACAGGACCAUGGUGUCGGAGGAGUACGUGGGCGCCACGGUGAACGCCACGGUGCUGGACGCCCGGGGCAACCCGGUGCACAUGAUGAGCAGCGACGACGGGACGUACGGACAGGACUCGCCCAAAGUGGACACCCGCAGCGCCAGGGUCAUCGCCCCGGCAACGCACCACGGAGUGGUGGACCGGCAGGGCUGCGACCCGGCCACCAGGUUCCUGGUCCCGCCCCGGAGCGGCCACUGGGUGGCGCUGCUGCAGAGAGGGAACUGCACCUUUAAGGAGAAGAUCCUGAAAGCUGCCGCGUACAACGCCACAGCUGUCCUCAUCUACAACAACUCCACAGACAAGACCGUACGCAUGGGACACGAAGGUACGGGGGACACGGUGGCGGUGAUGAUCACCGAGGCGUACGGGAGGGAGAUCCUGGCCCAGCUGGAGAGGAACCUGACGGUUCUGGUCUCUGUGGUGGUGGGUCAGCGCGGUCCCCCCAAGAACAUCAACCGGGGCUCGCUGGUGUUCGUGUCCAUCUCGUUCAUCGUGCUGAUGAUCAUCUCCUCGGCCUGGCUCGUCUUCUACUUCAUCCAGAAGAUCCGCUACAGCAGCGCUCGGGACCGCAGCCAGCGUCGUCUUGGCGACGCCGCAAAGAAAGCCAUCGGGAAGUUGACCACGAGGACGGUGAAGAAAGGAGACAAGGUGGGGGGGGCUCUGUUAAUUAUAGAGUGUGUCCGCAUCCUGCCCUGCAAACAUGUCUUCCAUAAGGUGUGUGUGGACCCCUGGCUGAAUGAACACUGCACCUGUCCGAUGUGUAAACUCAACAUCCUCAAAGCUCUCGGCAUCAUGACCAGCGUGCCCUGCGUGGACAGCGUGGUGUUGGACGUGGAGCGUCUCGGCGUCAGCGCGGCGUCCGGCAGCCAGAGGGCGCCGCCGGGCAACAGCGGGCAGCCGUCCAUCAGCCUGGAGCCGCUCAGCCCCCCCCACCCCGAGGCCCCGCCCAGAACGCCUGCUGACAUCACCAUCGCCGUGACCAGCGGCGGCCACUUCUUCAGCAGGAACUCGCUGGUCUGUGAGAUGGAGCUGCCGGACAUCCAGGCUGAGGUUGGUCGCUAUGACGACAACAAGUCCUGAGAGGGGUCACCACGGUUACCCCCCCCCCCACCCCACCCCAGACGGACGGAAACAACAACCAGACGGACCUUUAAACAUCAUUUAAUCUUCAGACUGAACAUGGUCUGGGUCUGGGUCUGGGCCUGAGCCUGGGCCUUUGUCUGGGUCUGGGCCUGAGCCUGGGCCUUUGUCUGGGUCUGGACCUGGGUCUGGGUCUGGGUCUGAGCCUGGGUCUGGGCCUGGGCCUGGGUCUGGGUCUGGGUCUGGGUCUGGGUCUGAGCCUGGGUCUGGGUUGCAUUUCUUUAGUAGAAACAUUAUCUCGACAUACCUGUCUGGUCGUUCAGUGUUUCUGAAGUCAAUAAUCCUGAGAACUGGAGUCCAGAUCCAACUCCGGCCCAGGAACCAGAACUAUCUUCUUCAGCUAGGCCCGGACGUAAAGUUCUGGUUCUGCUGGAGAAUGUUCUUUGGAGCCAUGUUUUUGUGAAAAGUUCUUGAGAUCCUAAAGAGGUAGGAACCCAAACGGUUCUUGAAGGUUUCGGAGCACCGAGAAGGUUCUGGGGGGUUCCUAAUACACAUACUGGUUCCUACAAAGUUCUGGAAAUGGGUCAGAACAUUUGUACCUGGGACCCGAAUGGACCUGAACGCAUCAGGAAGAGACCCUGGCAGGUUUCUGUCGAGACAUUUUAAACUGUGGAACCGGACUUUGGGUCCGUCUGUAGUUCCUGGCGAACGGGUCAGAACAUGUGUACCUGGGACCCGAAUGGACCUGAACGCACCAGGACUCUUAAUGCACCCUGAAACCUUUCUGUCUGUGGACUCUCAUGACAUUUGGAAAUCAGAAACCUGACCCUCUGAUUGGCCAACUGAGGAUGACAGACGUUUGUGGGUCCAAUCAGAGCCUGGAGAGUCUGUGUGCAGACCGGAACCAGAACCAAAAGGAAGACCUGGACCCGGUGUAACAGUGUUAGCUCCCCUGUAGCCUCAACGCGUCUCUGCAGAGCUCGGAGACGUUUUAAAGAUUUAAAGGAGCAGUCCCACAUUUCAGAGACACUUAAAGUCCAGACCAAUCAGAAGACUGUCUUCACUUCCCGUGGCCAAUCAGAGCAAAGCACCUUUCUUAAUGUUAGUCAUCAUUACCAUUGUUAAGGAACAACUCAUUUCACCUACUGGAGAAAGUUCUGGAGAUCUUACACAUGUAAUCAGACUGAAUAAUCAGGCAGAAAUCAUCUCUGCAGAUCUUAAACAUGUGAUCAGACUGACUAAUCAGGCAGAAAUCACCUCUGGAGAUCUUAAACAUGUAAUCAGACUGAAUAAUCAGGCAGUAAUCAUCUCUCUGGAGAUCUUAAACAUGUAAUCAGACUGAAUAAUCAGGCAGAAAUCACCUCUGGAGAUCUUAAACAUGUGAGCAGACUGAAUGAUCAGGCAGAAAUCAUCUCUGGAGAUCUUAAACAUGUAAUCAGACUGAAUAAUCAGGCAGAAAUCACCUCUGGAGAUCUUAAACAUGUAAUCAGAUUGAAUAAUCAGGCAAAAAUCACCUCUGGAGAUCUUAAACAUGUGAUCAGAUUGAAUAAUCAGGCAGAAAUCACCUCUGGAGAUCUUACACAUGAAACUAAACAUUACUUUAUCAUACAGCUGCCUGACUCCCUCAAUGUCUGUGUGCGCGUGUGUGUGUGUGUGUGUGUGUGUGUGUGUGUGUGUGUGUGUGUGUGUGUGUGUGUGUGUGUGUGUGUGUGUGUGUGUGUGUGCGUGUGUGUGUGUGUGCUUAAAGGUUCCUGUGUUCCAGAAAACAGAUGCUAGCUGCUGCUAACAGAUUCUAGUCGCUGCUAACAGAUGCUAGCUGCUGCUAACAUGCUAGCUGCUGCUAACAGAUUCUAGCUGCUGCUAAUGGAUGCUAGCUGCUGCUAACAGAUUCUAGCUGCUGCUAACAGAUGCUAGCUGCUGCUAACAGAUUCUAGUCGCUGCUAACAGAUUCUAGCUGCUGCUAAUAUGCUAGCUGCUGCUAACAGAUUCUAGCUGCUGCUAACAGAUUCUAGCUGCUGCUAACAGAUUCUAGCUGCUGCUAAUGGAUGCUAGCUGCUGCUAACAGAUUCUAGCUGCUGCUAACAGAUGCUAGCUGCUGCUAACAGAUUCUAGUCGCUGCUAACAGAUUCUAGCUGCUGCUAACAUGCUAGCUGCUGCUAACAGAUGCUAGCUGCUGCUAACAGAUUCUAGCUGCUGCUAACAGAUGCUAGCUGCUGCUAACAGAUGCUAGCUGCUGCUAAUGGAUGCUAACCUGUCUGGUGGCUCUUAGAGUGUCUCCUGAAGUGACGGACUGCUCCUUUAACGUGUAUUAAACAGCUUCUGAAUUACUCAGCCUGUAAUAAUCAGCUCGGUGAAUAUAUAAACAGCAUUAUACAAUCUAUAACCUGAUGAAUAUUAACUCUGGAGUGACCUGAGGGAUGCUUUCAGUUCACUGUGUCUCCUACUGCCUCAUUAACGUGUCAUUAACGUGUCAUUAACGUGUCAUUAACGUGUCAUUAAAGUGUCAUUAUGCCUUUAA
Messenger RNA from Perca fluviatilis (European perch), 4048 nucleotides. It is a transcript of the gene rnf130, whose product is annotated as ring finger protein 130. The record is from RefSeq and is a predicted model, not a curated record. The transcript has 9 exons. Gene Ontology annotation, molecular function: zinc ion binding. NCBI's taxonomy places the organism in Eukaryota, Metazoa, Chordata, Actinopteri, Perciformes, Percidae. The coding region runs from base 316 to 1530 and encodes 404 amino acids.